GAUUCACGGACACGGGCUGGAAGAGAGAGGAAAGGGGGUGGCGUAGUCACAGCACCCGCUUCUUUAUCGGGGAAAUUUUGUAUUUACAUUAAUCUAUAUUCUUAUUUAAUUGUUUUGUCCGUUUCGUCUGUGGGGAAGAUGGCGCAGCCAGACAAUAAGAGGUUUUUUGAGAAUCUUACGGGCUCCGGGAAAGCCAUCGCCGUGCUCACGAGUGGCGGGGAUGCUCAAGGUAUGAAUGCCGCUGUGAGGGCGGUGGUUCGAAUGGGAAUCUACGUCGGAGCGAAAGUCUAUUUCAUCCAUGAGGGAUAUCAGGGUAUGGUGGAUGGUGGAGAUAACAUUAAGGAGGCGACAUGGGAGAGCGUCUCUAGUAUGCUUCAAGUGGGUGGCACAGUCAUUGGCAGCGCCCGCUGCAAAGAGUUCCGGGCACGGGAGGGGCGCCUGAAGGCGGCACACAACCUGGUCCAGCACGGCAUCACCAACCUGUGUGUGAUUGGAGGAGACGGCAGCUUGACGGGGGCCAACCUGUUCCGAGAGGAGUGGAGCGGGCUACUGGCUGAGCUGGUGGAGCAAGAGCUGAUCGAUGAGGAUGCCGCUCAGACCUACUCGGCCCUGCACAUCGUAGGGAUGGUGGGCUCCAUCGACAACGACUUCUGCGGAACUGACAUGACAAUCGGAACGGACUCUGCUCUUCACCGAAUCAUUGAAGUUGUGGAUGCAAUCAUGACUACUGCUCAGAGCCAUCAAAGGACCUUUGUGCUUGAGGUCAUGGGAAGGCAUUGUGGCUACUUGGCACUAGUGAGCGCCCUUGCCUGUGGUGCAGACUGGGUGCUGAUUCCUGAGAUGCCUCCUGAGGAUGGCUGGGAGGACAAGAUGUGUCAGAAGCUCUCCGCGAACCGAGCAGGCAUGAAAAGACUGAAUAUCAUAAUUGUAGCCGAGGGGGCCAUUGAUUGCAACAACAGGCCCAUAACGGCGGGCUGUAUCAAGGAUCUGGUUGUCCGUUGCCUGGGCUUUGACACACGCGUGACCAUCUUGGGUCACGUCCAGCGCGGUGGCACACCGUCGGCCUUCGACCGCAUCCUGGCCAGCCGCAUGGGGGUGGAGGCCGUCCUGGCCCUGCUGGAGACCACCGCCAACACGCCGGCCUACGUGGUGUCUCUGUGUGGGAACCAGUCUGUGCGCCUGCCCCUCAUGGAGUGUGUGCAGAUGACCCAGGAGGUGCAGAAGGCCAUGGACGAGAAGAGGUUUGAAGAGGCCGUUAAGCUCCGUGGAAGGAGUUUUGAGAACAACUUGAAGACUUACAAACUGCUGGCUCAUCGUAAGCCAGAAUCUGAGCUGCCACAUAGUGGCUUCAACGUGGCGAUACUAAACGUGGGCGCCCCCGCGGCGGGCAUGAACGCGGCAGUGCGCUCGGCAGUAAGGGUGGGCAUCUCCGAGGGACACAAGAUGUUUGCCGUCAACGAUGGCUUUGAAGGCUUCUACAAGGGACAGAUUAGGGAGAUCAAGUGGGCAGACGUCGGUGGCUGGACGGGUCAAGGAGGCUCUCUGUUAGGAACAAAGCGGACACUUCCCGCUAAACAUGUUGACAAAAUUGCAGAACAAAUAAGGAAAAACAACAUCAAUGCAUUGCUUGUCAUUGGUGGAUUUGAGGCCUACCUGGGACUGUUGGAAUUGUUAGCCGCCCGUGGGAAAUAUGACGAGUUCUGUGUGCCCAUGGUCGUGGUGCCCGCCACAGUCUCCAACAAUAUUCCGGGCUCAGAGUUCAGCAUUGGCGCAGACACUGCGCUGAACGCCAUCACUGACACGUGCGAUCGUAUCAAGCAGUCAGCCAGCGGUACCAAACGCCGCGUCUUCAUCAUCGAGACGAUGGGCGGCUACUGUGGCUACCUGGCCACCGUGGGGGGGCUGGCCGCAGGAGCUGAUGCAGCUUACAUCUACGAGGAGCCUUUUGACAUCAGAGAGCUACAGGCAAAUGUGGAGCACUUGACGGACAAGAUGAAGACCAGCAUUCAGAGAGGACUGGUGCUGAGGAAUGAGAACUGUAAUGACAACUACACCACAGACUUCAUCUACCAGCUGUACUCAGAGGAAGGGAAGGGAGUGUUUGACUGCAGGAAGAACGUCCUUGGACACAUGCAGCAGGGAGGUGCACCAUCUCCAUUCGACCGCAACUUUGGGACCAAGAUAUCUGCCAAGGCCAUGCAGUGGAUCACCAAGAAGCUGACGGAGACAUACAGGCAAGGGAGAGUGUUUGCCAACACCGAGGACUCGUGCUGUCUGUUGGGCAUGCGGCGGCGUGCGCUCAUCUUCCAGCCCGUUGUGCAGCUCAAGGAUGAGACGGACUCCAUCCAUCGCAUCCCUAAAGAGCAGUGGUGGCUGAAGCUGCGGCCACUCAUGAAGAUCCUCGCCAAGUACAAGACCAGCUACGACGUCUCCGACUCGGGCCAGCUGGAGCACGUGGUCCGCAACCGACCCAAAGAUCUGGACGCCUCCACCCUCUGAGCGUCCCGCCCUGCAGGGGCCAGAGGUCAGAGGUCAAAGGUCGGAGGGAAGAAGAAGAAGGAGGAGGCGGGCGGGCGGCGGCGUCUUAGCCGUGAGGCAGACGAUGUGUUUGAUUAGUGUACCGUAACCCAAACACUUGUCAUUUCGUCACUUUGUAAAAUGUCACCCCUCUUUUUUUUUUUUUUCCCCCAACAUUUAUCGUAGGCGAAUGCUAGUGGCCAGUCUUAGGUGAGUCGAGUGUAAUUUGCGCUUAUUGUCUGUUCUCCCAUCCUGCUGCCAUGGAGAUAACACAUACAGUACAUAUACAGUAUAUGUGGGAUCCAUAAACUGCACUUUCUCCUAAGAGGAUAGAUGAGAGGUAGUUCCACCUGUCCGGAAUUGAAGUUCACCAUAUUUAACUGUUCCUAUGAGAUUGAUGCCAUGCUUUCCCAUACAAAAGCACAGUUCAAUGUGUGAAAGUGUUUCAUCAUCUAAAAAAAGAAAAAAGAUUAACGUUGAGUCAUUUGUUUCCUCAAAUAAUAAAUCAUGUGCACAUGACUGAA
Sardina pilchardus (European sardine) is the source of this 3041-nucleotide messenger RNA. It is a transcript of the gene pfkpa, whose product is annotated as phosphofructokinase, platelet a. The transcript is spliced from 22 exons. Gene Ontology annotation, molecular function: ATP binding; identical protein binding; fructose-6-phosphate binding. The record is from RefSeq and is a predicted model, not a curated record. Gene Ontology annotation, biological process: fructose 1,6-bisphosphate metabolic process; canonical glycolysis; fructose 6-phosphate metabolic process. Gene Ontology annotation, cellular component: 6-phosphofructokinase complex; membrane; cytoplasm. Lineage: Eukaryota; Metazoa; Chordata; Actinopteri; Clupeiformes; Clupeidae. The coding region runs from base 139 to 2499 and encodes 786 amino acids.